This is a messenger RNA of Branchiostoma floridae (Florida lancelet), 2204 nucleotides long. RefSeq lists its product as uncharacterized. Lineage: Eukaryota; Metazoa; Chordata; Leptocardii; Amphioxiformes; Branchiostomatidae. The transcript has 2 exons. Bases 1368 to 2204 code for a protein of 278 amino acids. The record is from RefSeq and is a predicted model, not a curated record.
UGUUGGACAGAGGAACAUCAACUUAUUAAAAAACAAUCGUCAUCUAAUUGGGCCAUACAUAACGCGAGCCGUGAGAGGGGGGUCUGUAUGGGGAUUUUUCGGGUUUUGGUCUAUAUCAAAUCAUGUAAUGAUGUGUUGCUAUGGGGAUAAGUUAUGGAAAAUUUUGCAUAGCUUUGUGAAAAACAUGCACAGCUGUCAUUAAAUGCAACAAUAAGUUAGCAAUAAUAAUUUGGGACUCUGCAUGGGGGAUAAAAGGUUACUUGAAAAUGAAUUUCACCUCCCAUGCUUUACACAUAUAUCGUUGCUUUUUCAUUUGGACGAGUGCGUUACUUACUAAAUAACUGUGUACAUUUACGUUGAGGUAAAUAAUUUUAAAGGGCUGUGUAUGGGGUUUAUCAGAACUAUAAUACUGUAAAUGCAGAAAUGUUCGCGGUGGAUUAUUGUUCGCGGUUUUUGCAGUGACCACUUUACCGCGAACUUAAACAACCGCGAACAUUUUUCUAUUAUGGUAUUAGACUGCAGUCUAUGGUAUUACCGCGAAAUUAAAUCCCCUCGAACUUAAAUGCAUUUACAGUAUACAGGUCACAUGGGUGCAGAGCUACCUCAUGUUGACAAUUCAUUUAAAAAGAUCAUAACAAACUUUUAAGUUUGUUAUGAUUCUUAUCUAUGACAUUGUCUGUGCACAUUUCCUGUCAGAUUAGGAUUAGCACAGGUAUACUGCCAGUGUGAUGGCCCAGUAUUGAAUAAUUGUCUUGCACUCGUUAGUUUUUGGGUUUGAUCCUUGUCUGUGUCAUACCAAAGACAUUAAAAAUGGGAAAAACGUUAAAAGAUGUAAUUAUUAGAUGUGUACUAUUACUUUGGCGAUAUUUAAUUGAAACCACUUUUUUAUGCCUUAGAGUAAAUCCUUUUAUCUUAGGUUAGGAACUCAUGGGUUGUCAGCAAAGCAUUCCACUCGUUUGAUAAAUUGCAAAAAGUAAUGUCAACCCUUCCACACUCCCCCUGUCUGGGACUGUGCAGUGUAUGUUGUUCUUUGGUCUGGGUUAGCAGACAUUGGGGUCAUGCUAAAGAUAAGGAUCUGACAAGCUCUUUGGCUGCCAUGUGGUUUCUUUAGGGGAUUCUGAGCACAGCUACAUGAUUAAACGCAACUCUGAUCUAACUCUGAUAAAUGUGUCAGAUGGAAAGAAUAUUUGUUUUGCCCAAUUUGCAUUGAAUUUUUGGACGUAUAUAUUUCUUAAUUUCCACCGGUUAAAAUGAUGUCCGAAGAUUACUCCCUACUUGCAAACAUGGCAAUACCCCAAAGAUACCCUUCGACAGGGUGUGGGCCAUGCACUGAAGCUUGAAAAUAGUGUAGCUGUCCUCUAGCCAACAUGAGUUGUUCAUUUGGAAGCCCAGAUUCAGAGUGUGGUUUGUCACGUUACUACCCUGAAGACAUAUCGGUCAUACCACUGUCUGCUUGUAACAAGGAUGUAACAAAUUACCUAGCUACAUUAGGUCUCAGUGGACGUGGCCACGGUCAGACAGACCUGAGCGAGCAGGACCUCAUUCUGAAUAGAUCAGGGCGAUUUGGGUUGUCUGAGGAAGAAAAGAACAACUUGACAGUAUGCCCAAAGCAUCGGUAUGACCUGACAACACGCUGGACCGGAGGCAGGAGAAACACAUGUGCUCACCCUGAACACGUAGGCAGGAAAACUGCCCUGAAAGAACCAAGGCGUGUGCCAAUGUUUCUGUCUACACAGAUGUACAGGACAUACAACACAGUAGUGCCAGUUGGCUCUGCCAUGUGCAAUCCAUGCAGGAAGCGAGCAGUUAAGGAUGCAGAAAGGGACGUGGAAAGACCCACUGGUUCCCAGGAUCUUUCGUCCGAUCAGCCUGGACCAAGCUCAUAUCCGCAAAGUACCAUGGGACCACCGUCACAACCAGUAGGGACUGCUGCAUCUACUUCAACUGCUUUAAAGGCCACCUCCCAAGUAAGCUCCAGCGAGUCGUCAUCAGUCAUAUCGGAGACUCCUAUCGUUGAAACGACGUUUGAGUCACAGAGCAGCUCAACAAGCGAAGGAGAAGCGAACAUUAGCACUUGGGUCGAUGAACAACAUCAACAAGAGCAGAACAGGGAAGCCCUGAACAAAGCUGUAGAUCAAAUCACCGAGGGGAGAAUCAGUCCUCUGCGAUCCAGUCUUAACACUCCAUGGGAAGAAGUAAACUGA